GACGACUAAAAUCUUCAGAAUUGAACUGGAACGGAAGAAAAGUAGGCCUUGUGUCCACGCUUUUGGUUACUUUUCCCUUCUAUAUUGCUCCUAAAAUCUACACUUUUCGCUGUCUUGUAGCCUUCAGAUAACGGUUAGUCGUCCGUGCUGCUUCAACUGGGUGUAGACAUCAUUUUCGCAAGAUGUCUAGCAUUGUGGAAAAAGUUGGGAAACAACACCCACGUAUAGCUGUGUGCCAGUUGACAUCGUCUGCGGAUAAAGAAGAGAACUUUUCUGUUUGCAGAUCACUUAUUGAGAAGGCCAAAUCUCAAGGAGUACAGAUGGUAUUUUUACCAGAAUGUUUUGAUUAUAUUGGAGAAUCCAUAAAGCAGUCUUUGGAACAAUCUGAGAGUCUUGAUGGUCAUUUAGUAUCUAAAUACAAGGGUAUUGCUAAAGAACUUCAAAUAUGGUUGUCAUUGGGUGGAUUUCAUCAAAAAAACACGGACCAAUUUGUGAAAAAUACACAUAUUAUUAUCAACAGUGAUGGCCAUGUUGUUACAACCUAUGAAAAAAUCCAUAUGUUUGAUGCUGACAUCAAAGGCUUGCGUCUACAUGAGAGUGAUUAUACAACACCUGGCAAAUGUAUUAAACCCCCUGUAGUGACACCUGUUGGAAAAGUUGGCUUAGGGAUUUGUUAUGAUUUACGUUUCCCAGAAUUAGCUUUGAUUUUGGCCAGACAAGGUGCAGAAUUAUUAACUUAUCCUUCUGCUUUCAUGGAACCAACUGGUAUUGCUCACUGGGAAUCAUUACUUCGGAGCCGUGCCAUUGAAAGCCAGUGUUAUGUUAUAGCAGCUGCACAAGUUGGCCGACAUAAUAAGAAACGCUCAUCAUAUGGACAUGCAAUGGUAAUUGAUCCAUGGGGAACCGUUAUUGCUGAAUGUAGUAAAGGAAUAGGGUUGUGUACAGCAGAAAUCAAUAUGGAUUUAUUACAUGAUGUCCGGUUAGAGAUGCCUGUCUGGCACCACAGACGUAAUGACCUCUACAAUCAAAUAUAUUCUUUCUCAACUGAAAAUACCACUGUAGAUGAACAGGAAACAUAUAAAUUUGGUCACAUUGAUAUUCCUUCAUCACAAGUAUUUCUUAAUACACCAUUCUCUUUUGCAUUUGUCAACAUCAAGCCUGUAUUACCCGGACAUGUUUUAAUUUGUCCAAAACCAGUUGUUUCUAGUUUCUCUGAGGUAAGCGAUGAACAUACAUCUGAUUUAUGGUGUACAGCACGCAAAGUCGGUGAUGUAGUCAAGAAACAUUUUAAUGGAACUUCUCUGACUUUUGCUAUUCAAGAUGGCCUAGAAGCAGGACAAAGUGUUAAGCAUGUUCACGUUCAUGUAAUUCCAAGAUUUGCUGGUGACUUCUCAGAAAAUGAUGACAUUUACAGAAAGCUGCAGGAAAAGCCUGUUCAAGGCAAAACACUAAAGCUUAAAACUACGGAAGAAAUGGAAGCAGAGGCCAGAGUACUUCGUACUUACUUUACGUAGGACAUUUUAAACAGACCUGCCUACUGGAAGCAUAUAGAUUCGGUGAAUUAAUGGCAUUCGUAUCACAUGAAAUAAAUGGUAUUUAAAGAAUGAGUUUAUUUUUCAUAGAGGAGAAUUAGUGAUGUCAUAUAGCCAGCAGCCAAAAAUGUCUGACCAUAUGAUUACAACCAGACUAUUUUAAAUAUCUUGCGACAUGCAUAGCUAUUAAAUGUAUGGCCAUUUUGUAAUAAAUAUUUAUCUGUCGAUGUAAAAAAAGGAGCUGUAUAUUUACAUCAAGACAAACAUUUCCUGUCUUGUGAGGAUUCCAACCAGUUCAAAGUAGACUUGCCAACCUUCAAGUAAUUCCCAAAAAUUUAUUAAGAGUUUGCUUUUUUUUUUAAAUGCUUAAUAAUAAACACAGUACAUGAUGAAAACGAUGAUGAUGAUAAUGAUGAUAAUAAUAUGGAAAACUCAUUAAUAAAUUAAAAUUCCCUUUUAUUGUUUUUCCUUCAUAACACCAGAUAUGACGACAUUAUUUAAAAAGAAAAAAUGUUCACUUUCAGGGGUGUUUUUUUUUUUUAAGUUUUUUUUUUUUUUUUUGCCUAAAUUUGUCUGAAAUCAUUUUUGUUUGCGCCUGCACAAAUAUAGGUUUCAGAUAAAAAUCAAAAGUUUUUAUUUAUUUAAUUUUUUUUCCAUUUCAAUUUCAUAAAGUAAAUUGCAAUACAUUGAUUUUGUUUGAAUUUGUGGGCCAUAGUCUGUUGCUUUAGAGGGACUUCAUCAGAAUAUGUGUGUACAGGCAUGUGUAAUCUCAGCAAAAUAACAAGGAAAAAUGCAACAUGCUACUGAAUUUGAGAAAUGAAAGGAAUAAAGCACAAGGAAAGGAAAAUCGUACACGUUACUACAGUUGGUUAAGUUUGUACUAAGAUAAGCAAUAAAUAAAUUGUACACUUGAAGCUAUCCAUAGCUAUUAAAUAUUUGAAAUGUCUGAAACUGGUUAUAAAUGCUUAGUUGAGAGAAAAUUGUGUGUCCUGUAUAAAUGAAAUUAAUUCCAAAUUUAAAAAGAAAAAAAAAUGGAUUCUUUCAAAGUGGAAUAGAACUAUGGUAUUCAGAGAGCAUUUACGAGCCAUCAUAUUGGCACACUUUCUGUUUAGCACCCAUUUUCCAGGUUUACAUGAGUAAAAUUGAGAAGGACCAAAAACCAAGGUAUAUUUACUAGAAAUAAAUAAACCGUUAAGCAAAUAAAUUUACAAUAUUCCUUAAGAAUAUGAAUAAACCCAUAUAACAUUUUGAUUUAACCCUUAGGAAAUUUUUACUAUACAUAUGUGUAUAGUAAAGUUAUAAAUUUAUUGCAACAUGUAUUUUGGCAGAACAAUGCUCUUUAAUUCUAUCCUGUAAAUUUGGAAUAUCAAAUUAGCAAAGUAGACCUAAUACAGAACAAAACAAGGUUAUUCAAAAUCAUUUAGAGAGAAAAGAUGUUUUUAAUUUAAAAAAAAAAAAAUUACUGGAAGACAUGAAUUACAUGUUAAAGUCUUCUUUGAACUAUAUUGACAGAAAAUACACACUUAAAUUACUUAUUGAAAUAAAAGCUCCUAUUAAAAAAUGAAUGUCUACCCUUAGCCAUUGUCGGUAAUCUAAGUACACUUGUAAUGCUACAGUUUACAAACUAAAGCUAAUUCUAGAAUCAUAUAUUCUCGAUUGUCAGCAGAAAACAUGUUAGCAUUUUUGCCAAGGUUUUCCUUUCGCAAUAAAAAAAAAUUGUAGAUUAAUUGUACAAUUUAUAUCUGAUUUUAACAAAAUGGUAAACAAGAAAAAUUCUAAGACUUCAAAUAGGAAAACAUAUCGAUUGAUGAAACACAAUCUGGAGCUACAGCAUGAAAAACCAAUGAAAACAUUCAAUCAGGAAAAGGGUUCUAAUUUAGGGUUUUCCUUUUGACAAGUUUAUUGGUAUUGAAUUUAAAGAGAGGAUAUCUUUUUGUUGAAAUUUUUUUAAAGAACAAUUUGUAUUUCUUUUUGACAAUAUAAAAAAAUCUGUAGCUAUGAAAGUGUCACAACACAGUGACAACACAGAAAAAAAAAAAAGAAAGAAGAAACAAAUACAAUUUAAAUUAUCAUUCAUACCCCUACAAUUUCAUUCUAGUUAUUAAAUAAACAAGAAAAAAAUGUCUGCACAAGCCAUUUAAAGCAAGAAGCAUUUUCUGAAUAUGUCCAUGCAAUAUCUAUACAGGAUUUAUGAAAUCUUUUUUCACACACACACACAUAUUUUAAAAAAUUCCUAUUGUAUAUACACACACAUAAAAUAUGCUGUGCACUAUAUCCGGUCAUUUCUUCUACCUGUAAUUCCGGUAGCUUCUUUAUCUUUCCAACGAUUUGAUCAUUUUGUUUAUCAAACCUAUUUUCAAUUUGAGGCUUACGUCAAACAUCUGAUGGAGAUGAAUUAAACAUAAAAAGGAAAGCAUCUACAAAAUAUUGAACGCACAACUUAUAAUUAACUAUACAUUUUUCUCACGCACACACAUAUAUAUAUAUAUAUAGCUUUAUAUGCAUGGAUACACACACACUAUAUAUAUAGUUACACACAUUUGAAAUGAGCCAUUAAAAACAUGAUUGUUUAAAGUACUGGAACGAUGGGACUCAUUUGUUUUUAUAUUGUUGCAAAUUAAAUUAUUUUCACUUUUCUUUUAAAUCUUAACUCUGAAUGCAGGUACUUUCCUCAUGGCUAAGAUUGCAUUUGGAAUCAAAUAUUUUUAAGAGAAAGAUUACAUAGAACUCAUGAAAAUUAUUAUUAUUAUAGUUUGAGAUGAAUAAUAUAAGAAGUCAUAUAUGAUCUAUAAUGUUUGAAAUAUUGAAAUAAACUUUUAUAAUUAUUUAAUAAAAAAGAGGAGAAAAAGAUGAAAUAUUUUUUAAGACUAAAAUGCCAUACUAUAAAGAGAUUAUUAUGAUGUAGGAAAAAGGUGCAUCCCUUUCUUUUGUUCCUUGAUGCUUUUGAAGGCUCUUUGUAAUUUAAUAUGAUCAGAAGUGGACAAAAAUCAAAUUAAAAGACAGCAUACAUAUUUGGGAAAAUAAGGAAUUAAAAUAUGACAAAAA
This is a messenger RNA of Octopus sinensis (East Asian common octopus), 4577 nucleotides long. Its product is annotated as deaminated glutathione amidase. The coding region runs from base 183 to 1514 and encodes 443 amino acids. NCBI's taxonomy places the organism in Eukaryota, Metazoa, Mollusca, Cephalopoda, Octopoda, Octopodidae. Gene Ontology annotation, molecular function: hydrolase activity, acting on carbon-nitrogen (but not peptide) bonds, in linear amides. The record is from RefSeq and is a predicted model, not a curated record. The transcript has 12 exons.